This is a messenger RNA of Oikopleura dioica, 1035 nucleotides long. The record is from the annotation of a GenBank genome assembly. NCBI's taxonomy places the organism in Eukaryota, Metazoa, Chordata, Appendicularia, Copelata, Oikopleuridae.
AUGACAAAGGACAAUUAUGAAGCAGUUAACUCAGGCUUCUUCGAGUCGAGCAUUCCAAAAUUUGAAGACGCGCUGAAAACUUUCGAAAAGCCCGACUACUACGAUGAUAAAUUAUUUCACGAAGGCCGCGAGUUUUAUCGGAAAUACAAAGGUGCUUGCAUUUUCAGUAUGGCCUUGUCCGUUGUGGCAGGGCAUGUUUUUGAAAAUGUAACGAAAGUGAUGGUUUUUACGAAGAGAACUGAAACUUCAAGAAGCGCUUUCUGGCGGUAUUGGAAGACCGCUGAGCGGGUUAACAGCUGGCUUGUCGACGAUGUCUUUGACAGUUCAACAAAAGGUCACCGUGAAAUUCUCAACACUGUUCGAAUCCACAAAGCCGUCGCGAAGAAAAUCAACAAGGAAGAGGCAGCGCCAAAAAGCCACGUUUGGGUAUCCCAAUCAGACAUGGCCCACGUCUUGGUCGGUUUUGCCGGGCCAAUUGUAGUUGCACCCAGAUUUUUCGGGAUUCAAGAUGAGAAUGAGCUGGUGGCGUAUUUGCAUACUUGGCGAGUUUUGGGACAUUUGCUUGGAAUUGAUGAUCAGUACAAUCCUUUUGUGGGAAAUUUAUUGGCGAUCCAGACGACAAUAACGAAGCUGUAUUGCUUCGUUGGCGUCCCUGGCGCAGCGAAUCCUCCUGAAAACUUCCAUCAUCAUACUGAUAUGAUCUGCGAAUGGGCUGGAUCGAAAAAUGCGAUCAUGAUGUACGGACUCGACGCUCAUGAUGAAGUCUAUCGCAAGACCGGCAUCAAACCAGACAAGAAGCAAUUAAAGGCAGCGAAAAAGAGAUUCAAGCUGGAAACUUUUGGAGAUUAUUUCCAGUACUACCACUUGAUGAUUGUAUUCCAGUACCUUUACACCUUCUGGUUUGUAAGAUUUGUCAUCAACGAUGUUCUUUACAAUCCAUACUCUUCUAUCAUUCUUGCGUACGUCUCCAUCUGGACGAAUGAACUUCUCCGCUACUUCAAUUUUUCUUCAAGUUCAAAGAGCAAAAUUCAAUAA